Messenger RNA from Aphis gossypii (cotton aphid), 6128 nucleotides. RefSeq names its product RNA-binding protein Nova-2-like. The record is from RefSeq and is a predicted model, not a curated record. Gene Ontology annotation, molecular function: mRNA binding. The coding region runs from base 540 to 2531 and encodes 663 amino acids. Lineage: Eukaryota; Metazoa; Arthropoda; Insecta; Hemiptera; Aphididae. Gene Ontology annotation, cellular component: nucleus; cytoplasm. The transcript is spliced from 7 exons. Gene Ontology annotation, biological process: mRNA splicing, via spliceosome; regulation of alternative mRNA splicing, via spliceosome.
GGUCGCGCGCGCUAAUCGUUAAACUCGCAUGCACCCGCGUGAUCGUCCGUCGUUGCAAUCGUCGUCAUAAACAUUAGCGAGCAACCGGCUUUACAACAACAACAACAACAACAACAACGACGACGAAAAACAGGAGAAGAGAACGCGCAGUGCAAUAAUAAUAAUAAAUAUCAUCGUCGCAUUACUAUGUUAUAAAUUGAUAUUAUAUUAUAACCGUCGGACGGUCGCGAGUUAACUGGCCGGGGCACGCGGACAUUCGUGUAACGCACACGUGUUAACCCUGACCGCGCUCAACAGAACGACACCGUCGACGCUCUGUAGCAGCAGCAGCAGCAGCAGCAGCGGCAGCAGUCGUCAUCAGUUGCUCGACGAUAACGACUCGCGCGAUUCAGAGAGGAGUCUAUUACAACGUUAAUAAUAAUAAUUUUAUAACAUUAUUGUUAUUAUCGAUAGAAAUUUCGAAUUUUUUUUUUUUUUUUCUAUAAUAUAAAUUAUUUCGUUUUCGGUCGCGACGCGAGAAAAAUUAACGAAUCGCCGCGAUGCAAUUUUUGACCGGUACAUCGCAGACGAGUGCCGGCGGCGGCGGUAUGUUCGGCGGCGCCGAUGGCGCGGAGCUGUACGCGGCCACGGCGUCGGCGCCUGACCAUUACUUCUGCCAGCGAAUGUUGUACGCGAUGCAGUUCGAUUCGGUGGCCGCGGCCGGCGCCGGUAUGUGUUCGCCGCUGUUACCGUCGUCGUUGUCGUCGCCGCCGUCACCGCCGUCGUCGUCGUCGCCGUUAUCGUCGUCAUCGUCGUCAUCGCCGUCGUCGUUAUCGUCGUCGUCUUCGUCGCCGUCGUCGUCAUCGUCGUCGUCGCCGUUAUCGUUGUCGUCGCCGUUAUCGUUGGCGUUAACGCCGUCGAUCGGCGGUCGUUGCUUCACGACAACCGCCGCCGCCGGGGACGUGAAAAUGAUGGACGCGUGCCCGGCGUCACCGGUUAACGAUCACCAUCUUCAUCAUCAUUUACACCAUCACCAUCUUCAGCUGCAGCAACAGCACGCGGUCGAGAACAGGAAACGUCCGUUACAGGAUACGUUGGACGGAGCAAAUGUUAAAAGAACGCACAACAGCUCGUCCGUCGCGGGAAAUUCAGAUGGAAUGUAUCACAUGAAAAUUUUAAUUCCCUGUAUAACCGCUGGUGCCAUCAUAGGUAAAGGCGGGGAGACAAUUGCACAGCUACAAACAGAGACUAAUACUAAAAUAAAAAUGUCAAAAACAAAUGAUUUUUAUCCUGGCACGACCGAAAGAGUUUGCAUAAUAUCUGGAUCAAGUUCUGAACAUAUAAUGGCAGCACUUACAUUUAUUAUGGAACGAAUCCGGGAAAAACCAGAUGCGUCAAAUAGGGUUCAAAAUUCUGGUGAUGCAAUUGCAGAUCGUGAGAAACAGGUGAAAAUCUUGAUACCCAAUUCGACAGCGGGUAUGAUUAUUGGUAAAGCCGGAGCGUACAUCAAACAGUUGAAAGAAGACAGCGGGUGUUUUGUGCAGAUAUCGCAAAAAGCGAAAGACACUACACUCCAAGAACGGUGCAUUACCGUGUCAGGUAACACGGAAGGGAACAAAAAAGUGUGUUUAUGCAUACUAAACAAAAUAAUCGAAGAUCCGUUGAGCGCGUCCUGUCCGAAUUUAAGUUAUGCCGACGUCAAUGGUCCAGUGGCGAAUUUCAAUCCCACGGGAUCACCGUACGCUUUGGCUACCACUAAUUGCUCCAACAACCAGACUAGCUACAACUUAAAUGCCACGUCGUUAUCCGCACAGGAUGUCAGUAAUGGGAUAUUCACGAACAAAUUCUUAGACAACGUAAAGCCGUUAUUGAGGUCCAGUGGAUAUCCUGAAUCCGCAGUCAAUGAAAUAGCCAUCGCCUUUUUGACGUUAGCCAAGCACAACGUACUCAGCCCGAACAGCAUAAUCGGACUGAUCAACCAGACCAGCAUCCUGCAGCCGGCGCCGUCGGUGCCGCACCACAACGGCACCGGGCUCCUGAGCACGGUGACCAACGACCUGUUCGACCUGGGCCUGGCCGGCGGAGCGAUAUCCAUCAACGCGAUCCUGUCGCAAAACGCGGCCAGCCCGACGCUGUCCAACGCCAACUCUUACGGGCUGGGCGUGGCGGCCGCCGCGGCCGCCGCUGCCGCAGCCGCGUCCACGCCCAAGGCGAUCGGGCCGACGACGAACGCGGCGGCCGCGGCUGCAGCGGCCGCCGCCGCGGCCCUGUACGAGAUGACCGCCGACGACCAGCAGUCCGUGGUCAAGCGGGAGAUGGACGUGCCCGAGUCGAUCGUGGGCGCCAUCAUCGGCCCCGGCGGCCGGUCACUGGUCGAAAUCCAGCAGAUGAGCGGCGUCACCAUUCACAUAUCCAAGAAGGGCGUGUACGCGCCGGGCACCACCAACCGGAAGGUGACCAUAUGCGGUUCGGCCAGCGGCAUAGCGAUGGCCAAUUACCUGAUGCAGCAGAGGAUCGUCGACGAGGAGACCAAGCGGGCCCGCGCGUUCUGAUGUGCCACAUCGUGACGCGCCGACCACCGCGUCUGUUUCAUACCAUUAUUAUAUACAUAUAAUAGUCUAAGUAUUACAAUAACUCGCCUUCUACGUAAUUUUCAUAAAUUCAUAUUAUUAUUCAUGUUAUUAUUAUUAUUAUUAUUAUUUGUAUUUGUACUGUUGCUUAUUCCUCGACGACCCAUCAAACACUACCCCUCAUCCACCUUAACCCCCUAACUCAAAUAUCAUCCCCCCCCUCAACGUAUGUGCGCGCGUGUGUACAUUACAAUAUAAUAUAAUAUUAAAAUAAUACUACGGGUGGACGACGAUUUUUUUGUUUUUUUUUUAAGUUUUGUGGGCGAGUUCUUUUUUUUCUGUCUUUAUUAUUGUUUUUUUUUUUCAAAUUUUGAACGCUGACAGUCUGAUAAUCGUGCGGACUUAGAAAUCGGCGUCGGAAAUCACUUACCACAGUCACAUUAUAAAAUUUAUUCGUAUAUAGAUUUAUUAUUUUAUUAUAUAUAUAUAUAUUGUAUUCAUUGUUCAUAUUGUGUGCCUUACGAAAAAAUUAUAUCCCAUCAUAUUAUACACUAAGCCUAUAACAUUAUAAUAUUAUACAACGACCGUCGAACGUUUUGUGGUUUUUCCUCAUAGUAAUUUAUACAUAAAAAAAAAAAAAUUAAAUUGUUGAGGUCUGUUUGUUUCAUUAGCCGCAAUCACCAUAUAUAUAUUAUUAUAAAAACAGUAUACUAUACCAGAUAAAUUAAUUGAUUAGGUAGGUACACCAUUUGAUUGUUAUUAUUAUUAUUAUUAUUAGAAUGUGUUAUGUGGUUUUUCAUAGGGGCUGUAUAGCUCUCGUUUAAUGUUGAAUACGCCAGCAGAUUUAAUAAGUGGACCAAGAACGGAUAAGAGUUAACAUGUAUGUUUUUCUAUUCGCUGAAUUUAAUAUACGUUUUCACUGUAGGAAACGUUAUGCGUGGGUGAGAAAACGUUUUGGAAUUCGAAACGUAAUAAGUUAUAUUUUAUGGUUUCAAUUUCCGUAUAUAUUCGAACAGCUCCUAGUAUUUUAUUGACAUUGUAAAUAUUACACAAAUUUAUUUUAUUUUUGAAAUAUUGUUCAGUCCCGCCCCGUUCAACAAAACCAUUUCUGUACGAUAUCUGAUCGUACAUGUCAUCGUACGCCAGUAAAUGUUAUUAUAUUCAUAAAUGAAUCUUAUUUUAGAGUUUAACCCGUUGCAGCAGUAGACAGUUGUUCAACUUUUCAUCUUGUCGAGUUCGCAACGUGCGUUUAAGGCUGAGACAAUAAUACAACAAUAUACGGACUAAUGAGCACAACAAAUCAUGUAUAGUUUUACACUCAUCCGACAUGCAUACAUUCUCUACGGAUAAUUAUUUUAGCCAUGCCUACCUCUUCGUCCCUUCGAAAACUUAUGCGCGGAAAGAAGAGGACUUGCGUAAGUGAUAUACGUUUUUUUUUUUUUGAACAGGGUAUAUAUAAUAUUCACGGGACGGCUCAAGUCAUUCAUUACAUGGGUCAUAUUAAUAUAUAUAUAUAUAUAUAUAUAUAAUCACUUCGAUGAGAGGGGCUCCCCCGUAAACUAAUCAGUAAUAAACUUAUUCCAUGUAGGUAAUGUAUAUAUAGUAUAUAAUGUAAGAAUUAAACGCGAAGAACCCCUAGUGAAUUUACAUAUUUUAUUUAUUGUUUUCGUUUCAUUACAUAUAAUAUUAUAAAUAAGUCGUAACCGAACUCAAAUCAUAUUCAGCUUAUUGGAGGAAAAAUAAAUAAUAUUUUUAUUGUUUGAAAGUAAUUAUUUGCUCAACAGAUCCCAACAAGGCGUAUAGGUAAUUACCGUAAACCACAAUUUUAUUCUAUUCGUCAUAUCCGUUGUCCAAAAACGGCUAUAUAAUGUCUUUUCUUUUCUUUUUUUUUUUUACGGAAUAAUGUGAUGUAAUAGUUUUGUUUUAAAAUUGGUGUAAAAUGCAUUGGUGCUUUUUCAAUAUUAUUUGUACAUAUAUUAUACAUAAUAUAUAUUUCAUACGUAUAGGGUGGUAGAACUGUUUAAUAAAUCUACAAUUUUAUUUCAGCAUGCAUUGCAUAUAAUAUACUAUAUAGUAUAUUAUAAUAUUAGGUACAUAAAUAAUAUUAUGAUAAUUUGCAAAAAACAACUUAUUAAUUUUGUUUUUACUCUAGUAGAUAAUUUUCAAUUAUGGUGACAAAAUAUUAUGAUCUGUGGUUUUAAUCUCGUUACACACUAUAAUAUACUAUUUUUGGAUAACUGAAUAGUCAUACUACAUUACAUUUUAAUCAGUUCGUUUACGUGUACGUAUUUAUAGAACUUUUCAUAAACCUUUAGUCUAAAAUCCGUCCUGAAAUAAACGUUAUUUAAUGGUCAAUAACUAUUCUAUCAUCAUUCAUUUUUUAUUUUUUUAUUUAAUGGACUAUACCUAACUAGUAUAAAUUAUCAUCGGGUAACGGAUUUGCCGUCGUCCAAAAUAAAACAAAUAAAAUAAUAUUGGUUAUUAAUUCGAUCUCAGUGACACUAAAAAUAUGACUUUUCGAUCUGAGUAUCAAAUUUCAAAAUAAAGUAAAAUUGUUUGAUGUACCCUUUUUUAGAAGUAAAUGUUGAAAAUAAUUAAAAUUUAACGUAUAUCUAAGUAUUUAUGUGGCCUCGUUAAUUACAUACUUCCAUGUAUUAAGGUUAGUGAUAUUAACAAAGAAUAGCGUUUGUUGUUAAACUCAGGAUUAUGAGUUUUAAUUUAAUAUAUUAUUGGGGACUGUAGUAAAAUAGAAAGUUAUGAUUAGUCUUUAUUUAUGUUUAUAAUAAAAUCCACAUGAUGAGUUCAAAUACAGGAUAAUAUUUUCGAAAUAGUAUAUAAUGUAUAAAAUAAAUUUAUGAACAUAGUUUGAAUGUAUAAUGUCUAUUGAAAUGUAUUUUCGUAGAAGUGUUUUAAUGUUAAAAAUACUUAAAAUAUAAUAAUAACAAAAUCAGUAACUUGAAAUUUAAAAUAUAAAUAUAAUAAUAAAAAAAAUAGUAUGUUUUGGCUUUGUCAUAACACAGUAUUUCGGCAAUCAAAGACAACCUACCAAAAACAGAUUUAAAUUAUUUUACCGUUAAACGAACAUAUCACACAUUAAAUAAAUAAUAAUAUAUAAUAUUGUAUAUUAUGUGAAUGUAUACACAUGACGAUGCACAUGGGUAUACGUGAUAGUGAUAUACUUUACCAUUUUCACAACCUUGUGAUUUUUUUUUCUUAUACUUUAUUGUUUAUUUAUACAUGCCAUUCAUUAAUCAUUAUAUUAUCAUUCCAUAACUCAUUUUCACACGUUUAAAACAAAGAAAAUGUGAUAUUUAAAUUUAAUGAACUAUAUAAUUGUAUUGUAUACAUUGUUUAUCCUAUAUAUAUUAUAUAUAUGUAGGCUAUAAGUAGCUGCUAAAAAAUUCAAAGCUAAAACACUCCUACAUAAAAACGACAUUAAGAUCUUUACUCAUUAUAAUUUAAGGUGUAACUUUAUAAUUGUUUUAUUUAUCUUUUAAGUUUUUAUUAAAGGGAAAUUAUUAUGUCCAAGAUUUAUGGAAUUGGUACAGAAAUAAAAAUGCAUUAUGUUGUUACGGUAAA